Rotaria sp. Silwood2 is the source of this 2502-nucleotide messenger RNA. NCBI's taxonomy places the organism in Eukaryota, Metazoa, Rotifera, Eurotatoria, Philodinida, Philodinidae. The record is from the annotation of a GenBank genome assembly.
AUGCCGGGUGAACAUGGUACACGUAUUGAAGAUGACGUGCGAAUAACUGCUCUUUCAAGCGGUCGACAAUAUCUGACUGCUACAGUGUACGAAGACGGAACCUAUAAAUUACAUGUCCAACUCGAUUGCGGCGGACACUUAAGCGGGGAUCCACAGGACAGUCCUUGCAGUCGUUCACUUAGUGUGACCGCAUGGAUUGAUUUCAAUGACAAUGGAUUGGAUGAAUCCGAAAGUCGUCUUCUCCAGCGUGCUUGGUCAGGCAAUGAUGUAUCUACUGGCAUCUAUGAUUUUGACACACGUAUACCAAGAAUUGACGACAGAACUACGAAGGCUGGACCUCAUCGCAUGAUCAUCACUAUAGCGCCAAGUGAAGAGUAUCAAAGAGAAUGUGGCGCGUUUCCGUACAAAGAAACGCGAGAAUAUACAGUCGACGUUAUUCCACGAGAGAGAUAUACAGCUCCACCAACGACUCCGUUUGUCUGCCCUCUAAGCAUUGCCAAAAUUAUCCUUGUUAUCAUGGCCGGAGAAAAAGGAACAGAGAUACGCGAUGAUAAACCUAUGACUUCAUUAUCACCUAAUUAUAUAAAUCAACAUCAUAUGGCUGUGACGCUUUUCGAGCACACAGUCUAUCUGCUACGUAUCCAAUUGGAUUGUUCUUCACAAUUGAAGACUGAAUUAACUCCAACUGGUUGUAAUCUAGGUCAAGAUGUUAACGUUUGGGUCGAUCUCAAUGAUGAUGGAAGAUUCGAUGAAUCAGAGGUCGGGGCUCCUUACAGGUGGCCCGUAACAAGUUACAUGGCAGAAGCACUUGACGCUACGCCUACCUCUGUGGUACCACACAAUGUACCAUGUUCUCCUGAUGUUGGCAAACUCAUUCUUGUUGUCAUGGCCGGUGAGCACAAAACGCAGAUUAGGGAUGAUCAAUCAACGAGAGCUCAAUUGACUGGCAACACUCGAAUUCAUCAACAUCUAUCUAUUGUACUGUAUGAAGAUACAGUAUAUUUACUACGCAUACAAUUGGAAUGCACUGGAUCACGGGACAGUUAUUCAGCUGGAAACAACUGUAAUCUGCCACAUGAUGUGGCUGCCUGGCUUGACCUAAACAAUGAUGGUACAUUCAGUGAUACAGAAAAUGCUGCUCCUUAUCGCUGGCCGCUCACUUCAUAUAUACCACAAGGUGUAUAUGAUUUACAGAUUUAUAUACCAAAUAUCGAUGGAGCUAAGACGAAAAGUGGACCGCAUCGUUUACGGCUUGACGUAACAUUAAAUGAACAGUACCGGCAAAAAUGUGGCAAGAGUUAUUACCGGGAAACGCGAGAAUAUAAUGUUACCAUUGUUAAAAAAAAUAUGAAACAAACAGUCGAUAUUGGAGGUCCAUAUUUGACAUUAAGUGAUUCAGUAUGUUCCAAAGCCCAUGGAAAAAUUGUACUUGUUAUUGCAGCUGGUGAAAAGGGAACACACAUUCGAGAUGAUACACCAAUAAAUACUAUCAUCAGAGAGGAUCAAAAUCGACAUCAUAUGGGAAUUACGUACUAUGACAAUACCAUCUAUCGAUUACGUAUUCAAUUGGAUUGUGACCAACGCUCAAGUAGAGCUCCGUUUAGGAUCCAGUGCAAUCUUGCUUACGAUGUGAACGUUUAUAUUGAUCUAAACAGUGACGGCAGAUUUGACGAAUCCGAGAGUCGUGUUCCUCAUAGAUGGCCCCUUCGUAGUACAAUGACAAUCGGUAUUUAUGAUUUGGAAAUUCCUGUACCUAGCAUCGAUGGAGUUACUACGAAAGGGGGAUCACAUAUUAUGCGUGUUGUUGUAAAAUCCAGUGAUGAAUAUAACAAGAAAUGUGGUCGAUCGGACUAUAGCGAGACACGCGAGUAUACGGUCAACAUCAUUCCAAAGGAAGCAUAUAGUGCCGCUCAUAUAUAUAGUGCAAGUAAUAUAGACUACAGAGUCGCGCAUUGUUCUCCAGGCAAUUUGGUAUGUGCAGUAGGCAAUGCUGCUAUUUUUUCGGUAAGUUUAUCGGGUGAACAAAAUACUCGAAUUCAAGAUGACACGAAAACAUGUAGCUCAACAAAUAAUUAUAAUGAUCAAAGUAAUCUAGCUGUGACAUUAUUUGACAAUACACCUUAUACUCUUCACAUCGAACUAUCUUGUGUCCAACAAUCAGGUUAUGAUAAUACGUAUAGUCAAGAUCCGUAUGUAUUUGGAACAGACUGUCGUGAUGCUCGCUAUCUUGGUGUGUGGAUAGAUCUCAAUAAUGAUGGUGCAUUUGAUGAAAGUACAGAACGAAUGGUUCCUAACAAUUGGUAUAAAGACGAUCCUCGUAUGACUCAGAAUGAUGUAAGUUUUACGAUUCCACAAAUUGAUGGCAGAUAUCACGUAGGCGGACAACACAGAAUGCGUGUUGUUAUUGCACAAGAUGAGCGAAAUCGCAAGCCGUGCCAGAACACUGGUUAUGGCGAAGUCAGGGAUUAUACAGUACAAAUCAUACAAAAACCUGGGUAUUGA